Messenger RNA from Debaryomyces hansenii CBS767, 3141 nucleotides. RefSeq names its product ribosome biosynthesis protein. Gene Ontology annotation, biological process: rRNA acetylation involved in maturation of SSU-rRNA. The record is from RefSeq and is a predicted model, not a curated record. Gene Ontology annotation, molecular function: 18S rRNA cytidine N-acetyltransferase activity; tRNA binding; ATP binding. Gene Ontology annotation, cellular component: nucleolus; 90S preribosome. The coding region runs from base 1 to 3141 and encodes 1046 amino acids. NCBI's taxonomy places the organism in Eukaryota, Fungi, Ascomycota, Pichiomycetes, Serinales, Debaryomycetaceae. The transcript has a single exon.
AUGGGUAAGAAGGCUAUUGAUGCACGUAUUCCAUCGCUUAUACGUAAUGGGGUACAAGAAAAGGAAAGAAGCUUUUUCUUCAUUGUGGGUGAUAAAGCCCGUAAUCAGUUGCCAAAUUUGCACUAUUUAAUGAUGUCAGCCGAUUUGAAAAUGAACAAGUCUGUUUUAUGGGCAUACAAGAAGAAGUUAUUAGGCUUUACAUCACACAGACAGAAGAGAGAGACUAAGAUAAAAAAAGAUAUCAAAAGGGGAGUAAGAGAGGUAAAUGACCAGGAUCCAUUCGAAGCCUUUAUUUCCAAUCAGCAUAUUAGAUAUGUAUACUAUAAAGAAACCGAAAAAAUCUUGGGUAAUACCUAUGGUAUGUGUAUUUUGCAAGAUUUCGAAGCUAUCACACCUAAUUUAUUAGCCAGGACUAUAGAAACUGUUGAAGGUGGUGGAUUAGUAGUAAUUUUGUUGAAGUCGAUGGCUUCAUUGAAGCAGUUAUACACCAUGACAAUGGACAUCCAUUCACGUUACAGAACCGAAGCUCACGAUGAUGUUGUUGCAAGAUUCAAUGAAAGAUUUUUAUUGUCCUUAGGUUCAUGUGAAAAUUGUUUGGUUGUAGAUGAUGAACUAAAUGUUUUACCUAUCUCUGGAGGUAAACACGUUAAGCAAUUACCUGCCAAGGACGAUGAAGAUUUAUCACCUAAUGCCAGAGAAUUGAAAGAAUUGAAGGAAAGCUUGGCUGAUGUCCAACCAGCAGGUGCCUUAGUUGGAUUAUCUAAAACAGUAAAUCAAGCUCAAUCCAUUUUAACAUUUAUUGAUGUUAUUUCAGAAAAGACAUUAAGAAGCACGGUAGCAUUAACUGCAGGCAGAGGUCGUGGUAAGUCUGCAGCUUUAGGUAUUGCUAUUGCUGCCGCUGUUUCUCAUGGUUACUCUAAUAUUUUCGUUACAUCUCCUUCUCCAGAGAAUUUGAAGACUUUGUUUGAAUUUGUUUUCAAGGGAUUUGAUGCCUUAGGAUAUACCGAGCAUAUGGAUUAUGAUAUUAUCCAAUCAACUAACCCAUCAUUUAAUAAGGCUAUUGUUAGAGUUGACAUUAAGCGUGGUCACCGUCAGACUAUUCAAUAUAUUUCACCAAAUGAUAACCAUGUAUUAGGCCAGGCCGAAUUAGUUAUUAUUGAUGAAGCUGCAGCUAUCCCAUUACCGGUUGUGAAAAAGUUAAUGGGCCCAUACUUGAUUUUCAUGGCUUCUACUAUUAAUGGUUACGAAGGUACAGGUAGAUCGUUGUCUUUGAAAUUGAUUCAGCAAUUACGUACCGAAUCCAAUAGUAACAAGAGAAAUGACGAUACCGCCGUUGUAUCAAGAGAUAACAAAUCUAAUUUUGAUUCUGUUACAUCUGGAAGAGACUUGCGUGAAGUAGUGUUAGAUGAACCAAUCAGAUAUGCCCCAGGAGAUCCAGUUGAGAAAUGGUUGAAUAAGUUAUUGUGCUUAGACGUUUCAUUAUCCAGAAAUUCUAAAUUUGCUACUAAAGGUUGUCCACACCCCUCUCAAUGUAACUUAUUUUACGUGAACAGAGAUACAUUGUUCUCGUAUCAUCCUGUCUCUGAAGCGUUCUUGCAAAAAAUGAUGGCUUUGUAUGUUGCAUCGCAUUACAAAAAUUCUCCUAAUGAUUUGCAAUUGAUGAGUGAUGCCCCUGCUCAUCAAUUAUUCGUCUUAUUGCCUCCAAUUGAAGAAGGCGACAAUAGAAUUCCAGAUCCAUUAUGUGUUAUCCAGCUUGCAUUAGAAGGUGAGAUUUCGAAAGAGAGUGUUCGUAAAUCGUUAUCUCGUGGUCAGAGGGCUGGAGGUGAUUUAAUUCCUUGGUUAAUCUCUCAACAGUUUCAAGAUGAAGAGUUCGCGUCGUUAUCUGGUGCCAGAGUUGUAAGAAUUGCUACAAAUCCAGAAUACGCUGGAAUGGGUUAUGGUUCAAGAGCUCUAGAAUUAUUACAAGAUUAUUACGAAGGAAAAUUCACAGAUAUUAGUGAAUCAUCUGAAAUCAAUGACCAUACUAUUACCAGAGUUACAGAUAAAGAAUUGGCUAAUGCCUCGUUGAAAGACGAAAUCAAAUUGAGAGAUGCCAAAUCAUUGCCACCGUUAUUGUUAAAAUUAUCUGAAAAGCCACCUUACUUUUUGCAUUAUUUAGGUGUAUCAUUUGGAUUAACUCCACAAUUGCAAAAGUUCUGGAAAAGAUCUGGGUUCGUUCCUGUUUAUUUAAGACAAACUGCUAAUGAUUUGACAGGUGAGCAUACUUCUGUCAUGAUAAACGUUUUGCAGAAUCGUGAAAAGACAUGGUUACAGGAAUUUUCGAAGGACUUCCACAAGCGUUUCUUACAGUUAUUGUCAUAUGAGUUCAAGAAAUUUCCGGCUGUUCAAGCCUUAAAUAUUAUCGAGGCAACAGAAGCGGGUGAGAAUCACGAAGAUAAAAUUAAGAGAUUAACAAGAAACGAUUUAGAUAACAUUUUAUCUCCUUUCGACUUGAAGAGGUUAGAUUCAUACGCUAAUAACUUGUUAGAUUAUCAUGUUAUUGUGGAUAUGUUACCAUUGAUUUCCCAUUUGUAUUUUUCGAAGAAAACAGGUAGUGACGUAAAUUUAUCAUCUGUCCAAGCAGCUAUUUUAUUGGCUAUUGGGUUACAACAUAAAGACUUGGAUCAUAUAUCAAAGGAAUUAAACUUACCAUCCAAUCAAUCAAUGGCAAUGUUCGCUAAAAUUGUCCGUAAAUUUUCGACUUAUUUCAGAAAUAUAUUAAGUAAGUCUAUUGAAGAUUCUAUGCCCCAAUAUGAAGAUGAGGCUGUUAAGGCAAUGGAAGGCGAAUCAGAACUCGUUGAUUAUGAUAAGAUAGAACAGGAUAUGCAAGAUGAUUUAGAAGAGGCUGGUGAUGAAGCCAUGCAAGAAUUAAAGGCGAAACAAAAGGAAUUUAUUAAUGCCAUUAAUUUAGAUAAAUACGCAAUUGCUGAUGAUGCAGACUGGCAAGCUGCCGGUAAAUCGGUCGCUAAGGCUGUUAAUGGCAAAGGUGUAGUUAGUGUUAAGAAUAAGAAUUCUAAAAGACAAAAAGGUGAAAAUGCUACCGAUAUUUAUGAAUCCGAAAUGAAGAGUGCAAACAAAAAGCCUAAGAAGUCCAAGAAAUAA